UCUUUCUUCGCCUCUCUUUCUCUGCUCUCUCCUCUUCAUCUCUCUCUCUCUCUCUGUUAUUUCCAACGUUGUUAUUCUCAAGCCAGUGGGUUUUACCCUUAUUCUCACUCAUAAAAAAUCAUAUUUGAUAGCGUGUCAUUAUAUCCUGCCGCUUUUUUCAUGGUGAAAUUGAUGGUGAAGGAAUGAGUUUUAUCUUAUACUUUAAGCUUUCCGAAAGUUAUGCUAAGGAACUUCCUUCUCAUUUUCAAGAUAACAUCAGAAGGGUAAUGGAUGAUGAAGUGGAAAAAGUGAAGGCUUUUCCAACAGAUGGUACUGUUCCCUAUAGGGAACGUUUGAAGAUAUUAUGUCGUGUAGAAAAUGUGGAGGACCUACGGUUAAGUGCAGCAGAGAGGAAGAUUAUGCAUGCCUACAAUGAAAAGACUGUUCUUUCACGUCCUCAACAUGAAUUCUAUAAGGGUAACAAAGCUGAAGAACUGGCAGAAGAGGUCUUAUAUUAUGUACGGUUAAAUGAAAUCGACUAUGUGGAUUAUCAGCAACUGGGAUUGCAAGGAGAUCCCCUUGAAUAGGUGCACAAACAGUGUAAUCCACAGGAUAUGGCAAUUAAAUAAAGUUAUUGUUAGCUCAUUUGUGUAUUUGCUUGUGCCUCCAUAUCUCCCCUUUCUCCCAGUUGAUAGAGUUUUCAGCGCCUCGUAAUGUAUUAUGAGGAUAUACAAGUAGCUGAUUUCAUACAGGAACGGAGCCUCAAGCCGGUUCGGCAAA
This is a messenger RNA of Nicotiana tabacum (common tobacco), 759 nucleotides long. Lineage: Eukaryota; Viridiplantae; Streptophyta; Magnoliopsida; Solanales; Solanaceae. The record is from RefSeq and is a predicted model, not a curated record.